Rhineura floridana is the source of this 5706-nucleotide messenger RNA. It is a transcript of the gene C3AR1, whose product is annotated as complement C3a receptor 1. Gene Ontology annotation, molecular function: complement component C3a receptor activity; G protein-coupled receptor activity; complement component C5a receptor activity. Gene Ontology annotation, biological process: chemotaxis; inflammatory response; positive regulation of cytosolic calcium ion concentration. The transcript has 2 exons. Lineage: Eukaryota; Metazoa; Chordata; Lepidosauria; Squamata; Rhineuridae. The coding region runs from base 105 to 1532 and encodes 475 amino acids. The record is from RefSeq and is a predicted model, not a curated record. Gene Ontology annotation, cellular component: plasma membrane.
CCUUUCCCCUCUCCUCACCCCAGUCAGACAGAAUGACCUGGUAAAACAAAGACUGCAGCAGCAGAAACUGUGGAGACCCGCAACAAAGGCUUUUUUUAAAGAACAUGCCUCCAUUCCUGGCUAACUACAGUUUGUAUCAGUCUGAUGACUCCUUCAUGUUACACCAUACUCCCAUAUCUAUCAGCUCUCUGACCAUCUUCUCCAUCACCUUCCUCCUGGGCCUCCCUGGAAAUGGCCUGGUAAUCUGGGUAGUUGCUCUGAAAAUGAAGCGAACGGUGAACACUAUCUGGUUUCUGCACCUUGCUGUGGCUGACUUUGUGUGCUGCCUGUCCCUGCCUUUUUCCAUUGUCCACCUGGCCCUCCAUGAGCAAUGGCCUUAUGGCUGGUUUUUCUGCAAGAUUAUUCCAUCAACCAUUAUCUUCAACAUGUUUGCCAGUGUCUUUCUCCUCACCAUCAUCAGUGUUGACAGGUGUCUUGUGGUGAUGAAGCCUGUCUGGUGUCAGAAUCACCGGACAGCAAGGUUUGCGUCAUUGAUAUGUGGUGGUAUCUGGCUCCUAGCCUUCAUUAUGUGUUGCCCUGCCUUCUUCUACCGUGAGAUCUCCACAGAUGAAUUUGGCAACACCAGAUGUGUCUACAAUUGGCAUGGUGAAGAGUAUGGGGACAAAUGGCCAGAUGACCCAUUUCCCAGCAAUGAUGUGUUUUCUUUUCAACAUCCUCCCUUAACAGCUAGUGGAUAUGAGGAUAUUUCCACAGAUGGAAUUCUUGGAAUUCUUGACAUGCAUUCUGUGUACCAUAUUGAUAAUACAACUAACAAAACCAAAGCUCUGCAUUCUAGCACACCAAGCAGUCUUGGCACCGAUACAGAUACAUCGAUGAUCAUUACAGACCCUACAUCUAUAGUACUUACAUCUCCCAGAACCCAGCUGAAUACUGCCAGAUCUAGUAUUCUUCAUUCAGAUGGUCCUGCGUAUUUCCCUCCUGGCAGUUAUUCUGGGAACCUCUCUGGUAGUAACAGCUCCAUGGAAAUGUACUUUUAUGGUCACUUCCCUGAGAUCCAACUGCCAAGUGCCCUUGUGUCCAUUACCGUCACCAGAAGCAUCUUUGGUUUCCUCCUCCCCUUUGGAAUCAUGGCAGCCUGCUAUGCCCUUAUUGCCCACAAGAUGCUCACAAACCAAUUUGCAAACUCCCGUAGGAAGGCUUUACGGGUGAUCCUGCUUGUUGUAGCCACUUUCUUUCUUUGUUGGGCUCCUUACCAUGUCAUUGGAGUGCUGUUUCUCCUGGCUAACCCAAACACAGCAUUUUAUGAAACACUGACUUUGUGGGACCAUGUUUCUACAGCACUGGCCUAUGCCAACAGCUGCAUCAACCCACUUCUUUAUGUGUUUGUUGGGCAAAGUUUCAGGGAAAAAGCAUGCCAGACAGUGCAGGGAAUUUUUGAAAGAGCCUUCAGUGAGGAAGGUACAUGCUCCACUGCCUACUCCCAGGACAGAAGCAAGGCUACAAUUGACGAUAUUGAUGUUUCCGUCCUCUAAAAUGAAGCUUCAAGGCAACAAAAGCGAUCCUUGCUCCUGCAAGUUCUUGAUUUAGUAGAGUGGCACAGAUGUGGCCAAUCCGAAUUACUAUCUGUAGCUCUUGCACACACAAGACCAGUCACACCUCAUCCAUUUGCUUUGUGCAGAGGUGUGAGUUGGUUAAGUGAAAGCCUGGAUUUGCACCAUAGAAAGGGAAAUGGGGACAACUACCUACUGAAUGAUCUCUGCAACAUGGAUGGUAGCAUUUCAAAUUUGCCAAUAUUUUAUAGCACUGCAAACAUGCCCUAUAGUAUUAUAUGCCAAUUGUUAUCCCCACUGAUGAAAGAGAGUAGUAUAGCCAGGUGUGGUGUGCCAGAAUAAGCUUUAGUGGUGGAACAGAAAUACUGUAAUUAGUAGUAACAGCUUUGCUUUGUAAAUGGGCUGUGUUCACAGAAUGCUGUCCAAGAAAAAUGGAGACAGGGCUUAAUUUCCAAAAACAAACCAAAAAGAGAUAUGCCAGGGUUGAGUCCUGGAUACUGCCUGCAGAUCUGAAAGGAAAGCCCAUCCCUUACCUCUCAACAAGUGGGAACAGGCCACAGUUGCUCAACAGGAAGGAAAAGAUAUGGCUAAAGAUGAAAGGCAUCUCAGAGGAAGGCCAUGGUAAACCACCUCGGAAUAUCUCUUACCACAAAAACCCUAUGAACAGAAAGAUGUGAAGGUGGUGCUAAAUGAGCACUGCUUAAGAUGCUGGAGAGGGUGUUAUGUGUGAGAAGCUACAAGACCAAGCCAAACAGUAUCUGAAUAAUUUUCUUCCCUACGUAUGCCAUGUGAAUAACAUUACACAUUAACACAUAGACAGAACAUAGAACUUAAAGAGCAACUGGACUGGACUUAGGCAACUAUGAGUAUUCUGUAGUGUAUCUUAGCUUUCAGGACUAUGGAAGAUGUGCAGAUUUCCAGUGAACAUCUUAGGAGCUGCCCAAUUAAUGAAUUUCUUCCCACUACAAAUUCACCAACUGAGCACUUUUCAGAAGCAUUGCAAGACCUACAUUUUACUACUAGAGCUGGGACAGAGGGUUAAGUCAGGAAUGGGUGGGGAACAAUUUAUUCUGUUCUGCUGGGGGCUAUUGCUCUUUGUCGCUAUUUUUGCUAUUAUGUUUUUGGGACAGGGCAGGCUAUACAUGUAUAUUAAAAUUAAUUACUUUUAACCCUCUGAACUAAAACACAGAAUUUAUUUUUUCCUUCUCAUAUACUGUUACUUGCUCUUCUUAGCAAUACUAGAUUGGUUUAACUUGGGAGUACACCUCUCAUUCAUUCUGUCUAAUACAGAAAGAAAAAAAAGACUAGGGUGACAGAGAUCCUGAACAUUCUCUGUCCCUAGGCAUCUCAAGGGCAAAUUCCUUACAGGUAAGACUUUCCAACAAUAGAAGACAACCAGCUCAAUUUUGGAUCUGAAGGGCCAAUAAAGACUACAAUGCUUGUGUGGCUUGUAGUCUUUUUGUAACUCUAAUUACCACAGGACAGGAGGUUGCUUUGCUUUUCCAUCCAUAGCUAGGAGGUGGCAGCACUGACCCUCCUUUCCAUGUCCUUCUGAAAGCAUUUAAGAGAAGCUAGCAUAGCAAUCUCAUGAAUCCUAGCUUGUUUCUUCUUGGGGGGAAAGUAACUACUUUUCUUGACAAAUUAAUGGAAAUUGCAUACCAAGAACACAAAACUAGGAUUUUCAUGUGAGAGGGAGAGAUUACUGAAGAUGUCAAGAAGGAAAACUCUUGCCUUCACUCCAUCUGAAAUGAUUUUCAGCUAAUUCUGCUUCCAGAAGUAUAAAGUUCUCUCAAUAUUCAUCCCUUCUUGUUAACGUUUUGCCUUCCACCCAUCCCCUUGUUGUCUUGCUCAUGUUUUCUUUUGGUUAUACUAUUCUGUAAAAAUGUAUCAUAUACAUUAAUAACACACCACUAUAACAACAGGGAAUAACAGGGAUACAACAUAUUACAUAUAAACCAGCACCUGGAACCUUGGUCAUCAAGUUAUUUAGGAUGGCCUAGAGAUUGAAUCAGGCAAGAGUUGAAGGACUAGCAGCAAGUGAACUUCCCAGUGACACGUCUGCAUGAGCCAGGACAUGGACAAAGAACUAUUAUUUAUUUCAUAUCUAUCCCACUUUCUCCAAGGAGUUCAAAGUCAUAUACAUCCCUUAAACUACACAACAACCCUAAGAGGUAGGUUAGUCUGCAAGAUAACAACUGGCCCAGUAAGCUUCAUGGCUGAGUAAGGAUUCAAACCCAGGUCUGCCUGGUUAAAGUCUGUCAUGACCCCUGAAUCUAGCAGCAAUCCAGACACACCAGUCUGAGGCUGCACAGGUACCAGCAAAGGAGCUGGACCAAGUUCAGGGCUCAGAGCUGGCUGCUGGAGAUCAGAAGUCUACUGAGUGUGAGGCUGUCAGACAAGAGUUCCAGAAGAACCUCCCUUACCACCAGGGCCUGUAGGGUCAGAGCCAGGAUCUCCAUGGGCACCCACCCCUGAACCCUGAACCAGAACCAAAUGCCUCCCACAGCAGUCAUUGGUCCAGUGGCACAGGGUGUGCCCAAAUGGGAAUCUAUGGAACAGAGGAGGAGUGCACAUCUUCAGGCCAGAUGUGGGGUUGGAGGGGUUGGAGCCCAGAAGAGGCAGUCUGGAGGCAGGGGCUUAAAAGGCCUGUCUUCUGUCAACUUUUCUCAGACCAAGUUGCCUACUCAGCUGUAACUGUGGUCCUGCAAUUCCUGAUAUGUCUUGCCCUGUGGUAUCUGGCAUCAGACCAGAACAUGACAAACACUCUAGUCAUUGGCUCGCUUUAACUACUUCCCCAGAAUUGUCCUCUUGUGCUUGAGAUACACAAGAACUUUGCCAUAGCCUCUACUAGGGUCCACCCUUGGGAUGGAAACAUUAAAGAACUGUGCUUGAUCUAUACAGACAAGUGAGUUAUGAAAAAGAUACACACUCUGUGGAAGUAAAAUGACGGGGGGAAAGUUCUAGUUCAACCCACUGUCUUUCUUCUUGAAAGAUUUUAGAAAAAGCUACACAGGGAAACAUAAAAACUGCAUUGCUUCACCUGCAGUUCUAAAAUGGUAUAAUGUAUUCAACUACCACCUUGAGAACCCACCACCUCAUUUUGUCACAUGCAUAGACCAGGCCCACUAGUAUAUGACAGUGAUACAUAAAUAAAGUCUGUUGAUGUGCAUGUUGAGGGACAGUGGGCUAAAGAGCCCUUCGCCUGUGUCUUGAGCUUAUAUUGGAGAAAGUGGCUAGAUGCAGAACAGGACUCCUAUGAAUGUUGUGGGCCAGAUGAGAAGCUCUUUGGGGUUAAAUCAAGACCAUGGAUUAGCUCCUGUCUAUUCCUAAUCAAAAAUCAGCAGUAAGUCAACUGACUUAGAUGUGUCAUGCUCCACCCAAUCACGCCUCUAGCCUAUGCUCAAAAGACCACUUCCCUUUUGCAAGUCAAAGUUGCUCAGUUCAUAGCAUAGCUCAGCAAAACAAUGCUGGGGGGAGGGGGAAGCAGUUUUGCUGUUUUUCACUCAUGACUAAUUUGGGAUCACAAUCCUUGCCUUAGACUGCUUUGAAUGAAGCAAGCACCAAUCACUGACUAAUUUCAAGGUCACAUUCACUGGAUGCAGAAGGUCCAUGAGGUACAGAACUGCACUGCACUCAGGAUGGCUAAGCCAAAUGUUUGAUUCCUGCACUACCGGUUGCUACAACUCCCAACUGUGUUGAUUAACUCAUUCAGCUCUUCACCCAACAGAACUUUCUUAACUGAAACUUAGUGUUUGAUGAUGAAUAAUGUUUGUGUUUAAUCAUUCAGCCAUGUUCAGUUCACAGGGUGGCCUGGGCACGUCACUCUCUGAACCUGUAGAAAUAAUACAGGGUAACCCCAUAUAUGCUGCCUGAACGCCCUGGAACAACAACAGGAUGCAAAUGUGGAAAAACAAACAAAAGGGAGUCCAGGAGCCUGAAAUGAAGUACCAGAAUGAUUCAGAUUGGUCUUAAAACAUCUGGGUAUGGCUGUUUCCACACUGUGCUUAAGAUAUAUUAUUGUGUGCUUCAUGCGAAAAAAAAGAACUGUGCCAAGGAAGUCCAAAUUCUGUGCCCUAGAAAGCUGAUAUGUAAAUUGAGCAAGUAUUUAUAAAAUUAUGUAUAAUAAUGCUAUCCAAUUAAACUGAUUGACAAUAAA